Ceratosolen solmsi marchali is the source of this 1136-nucleotide messenger RNA. It is a transcript of the gene stai, whose product is annotated as stathmin. Bases 348 to 1136 code for a protein of 262 amino acids. Gene Ontology annotation, cellular component: cytoplasm; neuron projection. The record is from RefSeq and is a predicted model, not a curated record. Gene Ontology annotation, biological process: regulation of microtubule polymerization or depolymerization; microtubule depolymerization; neuron projection development. The transcript has 6 exons. Gene Ontology annotation, molecular function: tubulin binding. NCBI's taxonomy places the organism in Eukaryota, Metazoa, Arthropoda, Insecta, Hymenoptera, Agaonidae.
CGCGCGGACAGAGGCCGAGUUGCAGGACGCAACCAGUGUCGUGUCGCGUUGCUUUCGCUCUUUUCCCUUCAUAUACCUGGGAGACGUGGACGAGGCGGCGUCGAGAAUAUAAAAGCCCGGUUGGAAAUCCAACGGCCAUUCAUAUCACUUAAGUACACUUAGGUGCUUGGGUAUUGGACGCGUAGCGGAGUGCUGGUUGCCCGGUUGGUUCAACUAGUAGCGUACAUCAGGGUGAACGAUCAUUCGGCGAACUUUGUCCCUUAUUUAUUCGUGGACAUCGGGGAGUUGUUCGAGGUCAGGCGAAGGGGGAGGAUCAUCGAUUAAUUAGGCCAGACAAAAAAUUUAGUAUGGCGACUGCAACACAAAGGCUCGUCGAUAAUGAGGCAACCGAGAUUCGCUGCCAAGAGAAGACAAAAGGUGGACUACGAUAUGAGGUGAUCCUCGCCGAGCCGACGGCCCCGGCCAAGUGUACACUCUCGCCCCAGCCGUCGCCUACCCAGACGGCCAAUAUCGAUGACAAGUUGCGCGCGGCCGCGGAGCGACGCCUCUCCCUCGAGGCUAAUAAGAUCGCCGCCCUGAAUGCCCAACUAAGCAAACUCGAGGAGGUCGCCCGGAAGAGGGAACAACUAAACAUCAACUUCGUCAAUGCCACCCGCGAGUCCCUCGACACGAAAAUGAACAACAGCGAGGAGAAGAGGGACGCCUACAUCGCCGAUCUCAGGAACAAGCUCAAGGAGCACCUGGAGUCUGUCGAAAGGACAAGAAUGUGCCUGGACGUGCAGACUGAAGAAGUGCGCAAGGCCGUUGAAAAGAAAGUCCAGAGCGUCACAGCCCAGCGCGACGAAAACAUAAAGAAAAUUGUCGAGCGCCUCAGGGAACAUGAGGAGCAAGUGAUUCGUGUGCGCCAAGGUAUAUCCGAUCGGAUUCAACAGCUCGAGUUCCAAAUUCAAAUUAAAUUAAAUCAGGCGUGCGAGCGGCGCGUGACCAUCGAACGCAAGCAAAUGAAGAAGUACCGCAAUCAUGAGAAACGUAUGGAAAUGGUCAGGCAAAAUAAAGCCAAAUUUCAAACCAAAGAUGACGAUGAAGAUUUUAUGGACAAUAUGCCAAUGGGCAACGAGACUGCGAGCUCCGGUUAA